This is a messenger RNA of Cavenderia fasciculata, 1386 nucleotides long. RefSeq lists its product as uncharacterized. NCBI's taxonomy places the organism in Eukaryota, Evosea, Eumycetozoa, Acytosteliales, Cavenderiaceae. The coding region runs from base 1 to 1386 and encodes 461 amino acids. Gene Ontology annotation, biological process: cell adhesion. The transcript has 3 exons. Gene Ontology annotation, molecular function: protein binding. The record is from RefSeq and is a predicted model, not a curated record.
AUGACUAUAGUCUGGGACACUAAAGACGGCAAAGUGCAAUACCCAUUCUUGUUUACUGUUGGUGGAGAAAACAAACAACAACAACAACAAUGUCAGUUUACAAGAGCAUACAAAACAGAUAAAGAAAAAGGUGAUCAUUGGUACCCACGUGUACCUGAUAAACAUUCGUUACAAACCAUCGAACCAUUAGAGACUCAUUUCGAAGUGACAAAGGAAGAGUUUUCAUCCAUUGGCUCAUUCUCUGCUUAUUGUGGCCAUUCCAUCUAUAUCAUUGGAGGUAAAGGUACACCAAAAAGAAUAGUCAAGGCAAAAUACCAAGCACAAGAGUCCAAGUUGGGUCAGUUCAACAUAAUGCCAUCUUCAUUGCUCUAUGAUUGCUACAAGUCGGCGUGUGGGCAGCCACGCUCAGAACCACAAUUCUUCUAUGUGAUGGGUGGCAAAAAGGACGGCAAGGCAUUUGCAGAGUGCCAGCGAUACGAUGCCGACCAAGGAUUGACAAUCAAGUUGGCCAGUCUCAAUGUGGCACGACACUCUGCUGGCAUCACAUUUGACCAUACCGCCCAAAUCAUCAUUGUCGCUGGUGGAGUUGGUAUCGAUGGCAAGGAAUUGGAUAGUAUAGAAGUAUACGACAAGUUAUUGGAUCAUUGGUUUUUAAUAGAUCGUCGUCUAGGACUACCAAAACGAAACAUUCAUAUUAUAAAUGACGAAGAUACCAGUAAAAUAUAUGUCUAUGGAGGUAGAUCAAAAUCAUCAUCACAUCAUGAUGCCAAUGGUGAAAGCCUCGAGGAGGAAUCACCAUUCUCUAUGAUGGAAGAUUCCAUAGAAUUUAUAGACAAAGAUAAUACAACAUAUUAUACACAAGUAGAGACUGUUUACUUGAUGAAUAGAGGAGAUGGUAGGAACAACAAUGUAGUGAAGGGGUAUUCUGAUACGGUACCCUUUAACUUUGAACAAUGUGUAUAUGACCAUCAAAAUGCAAUUGCCUAUUUGGUGGGUGGCACUAGGAUAUCCAACGGUCAACCAAUCGAAAUAAUACAUGCUGUCUUUAUAAAGAUAAAUUAUUUUAUCCCAAUGCAAACUUCACAAACCAAAAUAACUUUCAAUUCAGAUAUGGGAAUAUCAACUGUAGAAGGAAUGGCAACUGUAAUGGCUGCCCCCUGCAUCUUUCCUCCUCCUUGUUUUAUUGAUAUCCUUCCAAAUGGCAGACAAACUGAUGGCCCAGAUAUUUGGAGUUUGAAACGAGUGGAGGUAGAAUCGGCCACCUUCGAGAGAAAUGGACAAGUCUAUGAAAUUCCAAAUUCGUCUGUUGACUUUGAAGAUGAAGAUGGUGUGAUAUCCAUCAGAAUGAUGUUAAAGGAGCCACCACAAGGUGAAAUGCCACGUUAA